AUGGAGAGACAGGAGAGACAGGCUAGUCUUGACCGGAAGUCUCCGCCAACGCAGGAACUACCGCCAUAUCCCCCAAAGAUGAAGACAUCACAAUCUUUGUUUCGUCCGUGCUUGACGUGGUCGCUAGUGGGAACGGUGAUCCUGACUUUGAUCUAUGUUCUGCGACCGAGCCUCCACCUCCCAACACCGUGGAUUGACUCGAUCGAUUCCCAGCCUAUUCGCCCCAAUGAAGCAGAAGACAUCCACCGCCCCAGAAUCGCACUUCAUCCCGAAGAUCAUGUGUUUCGCUCACCGGCUACUCACUAUCUUGACUGGCGGGUCACAUCGGGUCAGCGCAGGCCCGAUGGCGUCCUUAAGCAAAUCUUCCUUAUCAAUGGUCCAACACUCGAGGCCCGCUCCGGUGAUACCCUCUUCAUCACUGUCACCAAUGCCCUAGAGAACGAUGAAAUCGCUCUACAUUGGCAUGGCCUCCAUGUAGCCAAUGCCAUGGACGGCGCUGUGGGAAUCUCGCAGUGUCCCAUCGCUCCAGGUGCUAAAUUCACCUACAAAGUCACCAUCCCUUCUGACCAGAGUGGUACUUUUUGGUAUCAUGCUCAUGCUGGGCUUUCACGGGCCGAGGGCCUGUACGGAGGUCUUGUGGUACAUGCCCCAGCAUCUUCGUCCACAGUCCGGGGACUACGCCCGGGAUCAUACUCAGAUUUGAAUCGUUAUGGUUACAAGAAGGAGCUUCUUUUACUAGUGGGUGAUUGGUAUCAUCAGCCUGCUAAGGAUGUCUUGGAGUGGUUCAAGGCCCCGGGAAAUUUCGGUAAUGAGCCGGUACCGGACUCAUUGCUUGUCAACGGAGUCGGCCAUUUCCAUUGUGCAAUGGCAGCCCCCGCGCGUCCAGUGGAUUGUGUUGAUCAGCGGGCUGAUUACUCCUUCCUGGAUAUCGACCCUAAUAUGACAUACAGGAUACGCGUGGUUAAUACUGGAUCUCUGGCGGGCUUCAGUCUGGUCUUCGAUAAAGAACAGCUAGAUCCCAUUCAGGUGGACAGUGUCAAUGUUGAACCGCUGCAAAUCCCCCAUAUCAACUCACUUGGAGUUCUACAACCAGGCCAGCGUAUGGAUUUCAUCCUUCAUCCUUCAUCCAAUGGAAAUGGGUCUUCAAUGGAGGUCAAGCUAGACGAAGAGUGCUUCAAAUACAUGAACCCUGCCCUCACACCAGCUCAAACGUUUCCUAUAAAAUACGGCCCACCAUCUGUCAACACAGACUCCCAUCUCUCGCUUCCGUCGUUACAGGUUCGCGUUAAUAUUAACCUGGAUGAAAUACCUUCAACAAGAUCAGUUCUGCGGGAUCUACCGGCAAAAGCAGAACAAACGCAUGUGGUCUAUACCAAAAUUCAAAAAAUGGCUCGCAAUCACAAUUCCCCACUCGGCUUCUUCAAUCAAACUAGCUGGAGUCCACAGCAAGAUCCACAUGUCCCAUUAAUCGGACUGCCAAGAAUAAAGUGGGACGCAAAUCAAUUUGCCAUUACAACAGGCUCAGACCCUGGAUGGGUGGACCUUGUCAUCAAUAAUUUGGAUGAAGGGUCUCACCCAUUUCAUUUGCAUGGGCACCACUUCUAUAUAAUGACUGUCCAGAAACCUUUCGGCUGGGGCUCAUACAAUCCCUUUGAAGAUCCAUUUCCACCAGGACUAGAACAAGUCCAAAGUCGAAACACGGAUGACUCUAGUACUAUCGAGCCCUAUGAUUUAUCUCGCGUCGCUUUGCGGGAUACAGUCCAAAUUCCCAGUCGCGGAUAUGCUGUCCUGCGCUUUCGUGCUGAUAAUCCUGGUAUCUGGCUAUUCCAUUGUCAUGUUCUGUGGCAUCAUGCGACUGGGAUGGCGAUGCUUAUGGAUAUUGGAAGUUCGGACGACACAUCCGUUCACGAUAGGUCUGUACAAGGGGUCUGUCCUGUCUCUACCUAA
Molecule: messenger RNA, 1947 nt
Organism: Penicillium angulare
Lineage: Eukaryota; Fungi; Ascomycota; Eurotiomycetes; Eurotiales; Aspergillaceae
Exons: 7
Coding region: 1-1947 (648 amino acids)
Molecular function (GO): copper ion binding; oxidoreductase activity
Source: RefSeq, a predicted model, not a curated record